Arabidopsis thaliana (thale cress) is the source of this 2416-nucleotide messenger RNA. RefSeq names its product PLC-like phosphodiesterases superfamily protein (gene GDPD4). Bases 1044 to 2030 code for a protein of 328 amino acids. Gene Ontology annotation, molecular function: phosphoric diester hydrolase activity; glycerophosphodiester phosphodiesterase activity. The record is from RefSeq and is marked reviewed. NCBI's taxonomy places the organism in Eukaryota, Viridiplantae, Streptophyta, Magnoliopsida, Brassicales, Brassicaceae. The transcript has 8 exons. Gene Ontology annotation, biological process: lipid metabolic process. Gene Ontology annotation, cellular component: membrane.
AUAGUUUGAUGGACUUUCUCUCUUUUGUGCAGUUGAGAAAAUAAAAGGACUUUCUCUCUCUUCUCUCUCUAGAUCUUUUAGAGAGAGGAAGUUUCUGAUGCUCAAACUUGGCUCCGACAAUAGCCAGCUUUUUUAGUGGUGUUGGUUGGCUUCCUUCUGGCGUCGUUAGCUCCUUUAGCAACGUCGGCUAGCUUUUCUCCGACAUCGGUGGUUUCUUUAGCACCGUUGGUCGGCUUCGUUCUUCAAAUUUAGUUUUUGCCUUUCAACCUUGUUCGAUUCUAUUUUGCUUCGGUUUUAAUUGGUUUUGAUUUCUCUUUCUCUUCAUUUCGAUCUAAAUUUGUAAUUUUUCGAUCCUCCCUUCUUUAAGGGGCUUAAUUUGUUCUUCAAGCUUAUUGAGUUUUCAUUUUAAAAGAUCAAAUUUUUAGUUACGGAUUGAAGUUUAAUUUAGUGUCUUUUGUUUGAUUUUGAUGAAAUUAGAGCUGUUGUUUGUCUUUCUUGUUGCCGAUGCUUGUUGAAUCGUUUGGGUUUAUGUUGUUUUUCCUUUAAAUGGCAGAAGUCGAAGUCGAUAGUUUGUGAGCUAUUUCUUUCUUGAAGGUUUUAAAUUUUACAGUCAUUGUCACAGAAGAUUUGUCAAUUGUCUCAUCGGAUUUGUAGCUGCUUCCGAUUUGGCGUUUACAGCAAUUCCGGUGAACUUAAGUUUUUUGUGGUUAUGAUUCUCCACCUGCGACAUUCUGCAACUCAUCAUUUUCUGUUUCCACGUGUCCUCUUUACCGUGUCUCUAGUGCCAUGUGGGCUUUGACUUAUUAGCACAUUAGCUUUCUCUUCUUCAGAAGGUGGUCUUUGGGCUUUUGUCCGUUUAUGGCCUGUUAUAUGGCUUUGUAAAAUAUGGCUUGUUAAAAGGCUUUGUAAUAUAAAUAAUAAAACAGUUGUGACAAAAAAAAAAAAAUAUAUAGUUUGAUGGUGAUUGGUGAACUUCUUUUUUUUCCAAGAUUGCAGUAAACGUCGUCUUUAGCUCCAAAAACAACCUUUGUCUUGUUCAGCUAAUGGCGAUUUUUGAAUGGCGGCACAGAAGACGGCCAUUCGACGGCGGAGGAACUCGUCGCCGUCGUUUCUUCAGCCCAUUGUAUUCGAGAAAUUUCAAGAGAACGAUUCUCUUCGCUGUGAUUUUCUUAGCUAUCUUCCCUCCUCUCUACUUCCAUUUCAAGCUCCGACGAAUUCGUCAGAUUGUCGCGCAAAAGUGCGAUUGGCUUCACCAUCCUCCACUUGUCUGUGCUCACGGCGGCGAUUCCACCCUCGCUUUCCCAAACACUAUGGACGCUUACAGUUUCGCUAUACGUUCUCGAGUUGAUUGCAUUGAAGUCGAUGUUUCUCGUUCCUCCGAUGGUGUUUUAUUCGCUCUUCACAACAGGGAUCUGCAGCGUAUUGCUCGUAACUCUUCUGUUCAAGUUGGAGAUCUGAGUAUGAAACAGAUCAAGGAACUCGAUGUCUCGGAGAUUGUUAAAGGAACCUUGGGAAGUAGUAGGAUUCCUACUCUUGAAGAGGCUUUAGCGUUGAUAUCGAAUUCAGUCCGGAAAGUGAUCCUUGAUGCCAAAGUUGGACCGCCAAUGUAUGAAAAGGGGUUAGCACAAGACAUCCUUUCUAUUAUUGAGAGAGCGCAGUGCAAUAAUUGCAUCGUAUGGGCCAAAAGCGACACUUUGGCUAGGGACAUAAUUAGACGAGCACCAGAUACUAUGGUGGGAUACAUUGUGAUGGUAGAUCCUUUGACUGGGGCGAGAAACAGCCUGCUGAGAAUGAAGGGAGCUAGGGUUGUGGGAGUUUAUCAUCCCUUGAUCGAUGAAGAAUUAGUUAGAGUUGUCCGUCGGAGAAACAAAGAGGUGUAUGCAUGGACUGUGGAUGAUGCUGAUCCCAUGAAAAGGAUGCUUCACUUAGGUGUGGAUGCUGUUGUGACGAGCGAUCCAUCUAUGUUUCAGGGUCUCAUGGAAGAUCUUAGAACUGAGUGUCUUGAAGAAGGUUUUUCAAUACGGACGUGAGAAUUUCUUUUUCGAGCAUUCUUAAUGACUGUAAUACCAACUCAGAAGUUUUUGGCAAAGAUCUUUCUUUAUGUUGUUUUGCUGAUCCACAAGUUUUUGACAACUACACACUACGACGCCUUGAUACACAGUAAGACGAGUCUUUCUCAAGAAAAGCAAAGUAUGGCCGGUUCUUGAUGAAGCCAUUGCUUCUAUCGAUACAGCUACUGAUAAUCUGAUCCAGGAGACUCUGAGGCAACACUUUUCGGACUGCACAGUGAAAACAAUCUCACACAGAUAUCUUCUUUUAUACAUAACGAUAUGAGCCUGCUCCUAGAACAAGGUCUAAUACACUUGUAUUUAAGUUUAAAUAAUCAGAUGACUGAUAUUAAGUCUGUUUAUAUAAU